GCCAUUAUUGUAGUGACUGGCUAGUGGUGACCUGAUUAUUGUAAUUUUAUAUUUAUAAAAAAAGCAAUUAUUUAAUUGCAUAUUUUUCGAGUGUAUGGUUAAUUAAUCAAGAAAAAAUGUCAGCCCAUGAUCAAAUGCGAGCUAUGCUCGAUCAAUUAAUGGGAACGGGACGAAAUGGUGAAAACAACAAGUUUCAAGUGAAAUUUUGUGACCCGAAAGUAUGCAAGUCAUUUUUGUUAUCUUGUUGUCCCCAUGAAAUAUUAUCAGCUACACGCAUGGAUUUGGGAGAAUGUCCGAAAAUUCACGAUCUUGCAUUGAGGGCUGACUUCGAGAAUGCUCAGAAACACAAGGAUUACUUUUACGAUUUGGAGGCAAUGGAGCACUUGGAAGCAUUUAUAAGUGAUUGUGAUCGACGAACUGAAGCUGCUAAACAACGUCUAGCUGAAACACAAGAAGAAUUAUCUGCUGAGGUUGCAGUUAAAGCUAAUAGUGUUCAUGAAUUAGCCGAACAAAUUGGUCAAAAAUUAGCAAAAGCUGAACAAUUAGGUGAAGAAGGUUUUGUUGACGAAAGUAUGAAACUGAUGGAAGAAAUUGAUGAACUUCGUAAAAAGAAAUUAGAGGCUGAACAAGAAUAUAGAAAUUCAAUGCCCGCUAGCAGUUAUCAACAACAAAAACUUCGAGUGUGUGAAGUAUGUUCGGCUUAUCUUGGUAUUCAUGACAACGAUCGUCGAUUAGCUGAUCAUUUUGGUGGAAAAUUACAUCUUGGAUUUAUUAAAAUUCGUGAAAAAUUAGCAGAACUAGAGAAAACUGCUGAAAAGAGACGUGAAGAACGUCGACAGGCAAUGAGAGAUCGUGACAGAUAUGAUGAACGUGACCAUCGUUAUCGCAGAGAACGCAAUCAUUACGUAGGAGGUCGGGAGUUAGAUAGACGUUCUAGAAGACACAGAAGUAGAAGUCGAGAACGUAGACAUCUGAUAUCUCCAAGCAGAGGAAGUUCCCGCAGAUCACGCAGUGGUAGCCGUAGUCGUAGUCGACGAUCCCAUUCUAGACAUUCUGGAUCUAGUGAUAGACGAAGAGAACGUGACCGAGAUUAACAAUUUUUUAAGUAGUUUUUGAUACCUUAUACAAGUGGAACAAAUAUAUUAAAUAUGAAUUAUUUUUUUGUAUUAAUAAGACAGACGCAUCAA
Molecule: messenger RNA, 1187 nt
Organism: Chrysoperla carnea
Lineage: Eukaryota; Metazoa; Arthropoda; Insecta; Neuroptera; Chrysopidae
Product: putative RNA-binding protein Luc7-like 1
Exons: 6
Coding region: 117-1094 (325 amino acids)
Biological process (GO): mRNA splice site recognition
Cellular component (GO): U2-type prespliceosome; U1 snRNP
Molecular function (GO): mRNA binding
Source: RefSeq, a predicted model, not a curated record